Molecule: messenger RNA, 717 nt
Organism: Protopolystoma xenopodis
Lineage: Eukaryota; Metazoa; Platyhelminthes; Monogenea; Polystomatidea; Polystomatidae
Source: the annotation of a GenBank genome assembly
AUGUCGUCCGAGGCCUGUGGACCUUUCUUUGAUCCUAUUAUGGCGGCUAGAAGCCAAGGAAUUCUUGGUAGUGGCUACUUUUAUGAAAGCCAUUCAUGUCGCCCUGGCAAUUUCCACAUGCCCGGUUUUGUAUACAUUAGCUGCGGCGGGCGUUCAUUGUCUGCAGGAUCUGUUGGAGGUCGUCCUGGUCCUUAUGCUCGUCCACCCAAUCCGGCAGCUGGUGUCCAGCGUGCGCCCUCUGGGCCUGGACCUAUGCGUAUUAAUUCUUCUGGUGGGCCCUGGUGUGGCCCGACACAUUCCAGUCUGUCUGGAGUUGGUGGAACAAAGCUAGGAGAUCAUCCUUUGCUUGAUGAAUGGCAAAACACAGCCUGUCUCUCAAUCCGAAUGCGUGGUCUCCCUUUCUCUUCUUCUAUUGAAGAUGUAAUUGCCUUUCUGGCUCCUCUUAAACCAUUGAAUAGUGGCCGACCUAGUGGCGAAGUUGAUGUUGACUUUUCAAGUCAUGGUGAAGCCAAAGAAGCAAUGAAAAAAAAUAGAGGGAAAAUAGGUUCACGAUAUAUCGAGCUAUUCUUCAACUCUUCUGUUGGCAACGGGGUGUUAGGCUCUAAACGGGGAGCCCCUCAUCUGAAUGCCAGUGGUUUUGUUGGCCACAGUGGUCCUUUUGUCCCUAGUCUUAUGGGUAACAGACCGGAUCACCACUUACGUGGUCCUAGAGCCUUC